Salvelinus sp. IW2-2015 is the source of this 769-nucleotide messenger RNA. RefSeq names its product CB1 cannabinoid receptor-interacting protein 1-like. Gene Ontology annotation, cellular component: plasma membrane. Lineage: Eukaryota; Metazoa; Chordata; Actinopteri; Salmoniformes; Salmonidae. Gene Ontology annotation, biological process: negative regulation of signaling receptor activity. The record is from RefSeq and is a predicted model, not a curated record. Gene Ontology annotation, molecular function: type 1 cannabinoid receptor binding.
UGGAAAUUACUUUAGGCUCUGCCUCCAGCGAUGAGUUUUUACAUUUUAAACCUGUGCUUUCACGUCACAACAAUAUUCCACAUCGAUAGUUCUGUUGGAAAUCCGGAGUGGCCACCGUUUCACACCUGCGCCCCUCUCUUGUCCACUCAGAUAGGAUUGGAAGUGAGCACAACCUCAUCCCUCAAUUUCAAGAAGAAUGGCUGUUGAACUCGUCAAAAUCGGAAUUUCAUUGAAAAUGCAACCAAAUAACAGUGCUGUGUACUUCAAAUCGGACGGAGCGAGAUUUGGCCAAACCAGGACGAUUAAAUUGCUAACGGGGUCAAAGUACAAGAUUGAAGUGUUUGUCAAACCUGGGGCUGUGGAGGCAACCACCAUGAGUGUAGGGGGAGUCACAUUCCCCUUGGAGCAACAGUCUAGAGACCCCCAGUGUGUGGUCUACACUGGCGUCUACGACACAGAGGGCGUGACACACACCAAGAGCGGAGACAGACAAGCUGUACAGAUCAGCAUACAGUUCCCAGAGGUGGGCUCUUUUGAAGUGGUGUGGCAGGUGAAGUACUACAACUACAACAAGAGGGACCACUGCCAGGGGGGCAACAGUUUCAACAGCAUCGAGUACGAGUGCAAGCCCAACGAGACACGCAGCCUGAUGUGGGUCAACAAGGAGCUGUUAUCUGAUGGUACCAACCAAAACAACACAGGCAGCAUCAGGGUUGUGUUCAUGUGGCACAAGACGGAGAUAACAGUGAAACUGCUACGACGCCUGUAA